Messenger RNA from Polistes dominula (European paper wasp), 2218 nucleotides. It is a transcript of the gene Ric, whose product is annotated as Ras-related protein interacting with calmodulin. The record is from RefSeq and is a predicted model, not a curated record. NCBI's taxonomy places the organism in Eukaryota, Metazoa, Arthropoda, Insecta, Hymenoptera, Vespidae. Gene Ontology annotation, cellular component: membrane. Gene Ontology annotation, biological process: signal transduction. Gene Ontology annotation, molecular function: GTPase activity; GTP binding.
AUAAGCGAAGAUGUCGCCACUGCGUUAAAUGUCAAUAUAUGGUUUGCUCCGAGUUGUCUCGUGGAUGGUCGUGGAUCAUCGUGAAUGUUCUGUCAGGGCCGUGCGUUUAAGUCAUGCCUUGUCUAACUUUCAUAAAGGGUACAUUUUUUUUUAAAUGAUUGGUUUAAAUCAUUUCUUUAAAUGAUCAAUGUUAAGCUUCGAGAAAGCCUAAAAGAAAGUAUUGCGAUGUAAUAUUUUGCAGAUGAGAUUAAACAUGAAUCUCAUUUGUUUGAAUAAAAUGGAGUUAGGUUGCCUGUACAAAAAUAAAUUAUUGUUCGAUCAAAUACAUAUGUUGCGUUCGUAUUGAAAGUAUUCAAUGGUAAAUAUAGAUGUAGAAAAAAGGCUACAUUUUCAACUUGCACAAAUUUUUUAUGAUGUCACUUGACAUUUUACAAGAAAAAAAUGCAACAAUAAACGCCAAGGGCAACAUGUCGGUAGGGUCACAGCCUACUACUAGGAGUGGGCUUAGAGUUUAUAAGAUAGUUGUCUUGGGUGAUGGUGGUGUUGGAAAAUCAGCUGUAACUUUGCAAUUUGUAAGUCAUAGUUUCCUCGAAUGUCAUGACCCUACUAUAGGUAAGAUGUCAUUUGACUUGUAUUAUAUGUUUUCCUACUUAAUGAGUAUUGUUGCUUUUAACAGAGGAUUCAUACCAACAACAAGCAGUAAUAGACGGAGAAGCAGCACUUUUGGAUAUUUUAGAUACUGCUGGACAGAAUUUACAGCAAUGCGUGAUCAGUAUAUGAGGUGCGGCGAAGGAUUCAUGAUAUGUUAUUCUGUAACAGAUAGACAUAGUUUUCAAGAAGCUUUAGAAUAUCGUAAAUCAAUAUCACGUGUACGGCCUAAUGAACAUAUUCCACUCGUAUUAGUUGGUAAUAAAUUUGAUUUGAAGCAUCAACGAGAGGUAUCUAUGGAAGAAGGUAAAGCGCUUGCAGAACAAUUAGGCUGUCCAUUUUAUGAAACAUCUGCUGCACUUCGACAGUUUAUAGACGAUUCUUUUUAUUCGUUAGUUCGACAGAUACGCUCAAAAGAAAGAUCACAUAAUUCGGUUCGUAAACAUAGUCGUUGGUGGCGUCUUCGUUCAAUUUUUGCUUUUAUAUACAGAAGGAAACGAAGACAUCAUCAUCAUCACUAUUUUCCAUAAUGAUGACCCAUUUUGAAGGAAUUUAGUAGAUAUUUAACAUUAGCUAGAGAUAUAGAAAGAGAAGCAAUUACUUUUGGGCUAAAUUACAACGAAGAGAAAAAUUGUCUUGAUUUUUAUAUUUUUAGAGUACUUUCCUAGAAAUUAAUUAUUUACUAACAUCACACUGCCUUAUCCUGAAACCUAAGUCAUAGGACAUUGUCAUUUUGAAACAAGAAAGCAUCUAUUGAGGUGGUAUGUUUCUAUAUUAGAUUUAUCUUACAUGGGUACAAACUUUGUAGCAUGCCCUAUAGAGUGAUAAAGUUUAACAUAGAAUUUAGCAAAAGAAGAAUUAACAACUUUAAACUCAAACUUUCAGGUAUUAUAGCAAUACAUUCUACAUGACAUUAUUUCGUACGUCUAACAAAUUAUUCUUAAAUAUUACUCAUCUCUAAGGCUGUUAAUAAAUAUACAAGCUCUUAUGGUUUAUAAAACAAUACCGCAAACGUAAAGAUCCAAAGAGAUAAAUAUUGAUAUAUCGCUAAACGAAGAAACCAAUUAAUGUUAUAUAUAUACGCAGAAACAUAAAACGUUAAAUGAAUAUUUUAUAGAAUAAAUAUUUAACGUAUCGUUUGACUUGUGAAAAAUUUUAAGCUAGUAAAAUUUCUAUAUAUCUUCCUUUCAAAAAAGCUUUAUAAGUGAGAAGGCAAUAUAAAUAUUGAUAAUAAUUUUGUAUACUAAAUUUAACAGAAGUUAUUUGAGGUAUUAUGUAACGAUCAGAAUUGUGUAUAAAAUUUGCAGUUCAAUAAUAUUUAUUUAGAUAUAAAAGUUGCACAAAAAUAAGGACUUUUGGAAGGGACAAUCAGGACAUAUUGACAUUAGAGUAUAUAUAACAUUUAGCAAUCCAAAGACCAUCAUAUGUAAAUAUGUAAUAGUUGUAGGCUAUUCUUUUAUUUUUUUAUUUAUUAGUUAGCUUGUGGUACAUGCGAAUAUUUUAAUCUGUCUUUAACAUUAAAGACAUUUUUAUACCCAAGUUAUCGCAUAAGAAAGAAGAAAAAGUUAAC